This is a messenger RNA of Lepisosteus oculatus (spotted gar), 2198 nucleotides long. It is a transcript of the gene mlst8, whose product is annotated as MTOR associated protein, LST8 homolog (S. cerevisiae). The record is from RefSeq and is a predicted model, not a curated record. Lineage: Eukaryota; Metazoa; Chordata; Actinopteri; Semionotiformes; Lepisosteidae. Gene Ontology annotation, biological process: regulation of actin cytoskeleton organization; TOR signaling. Gene Ontology annotation, cellular component: TORC2 complex; TORC1 complex. Gene Ontology annotation, molecular function: protein binding.
GAACAUUACAGAGAGAGGAAUUCAAAACAACUGGGGUUGGUGUUAAGUGGGUUUUGCUUUACAAAAUAAAUAUCUAUAUUACUAGUGUUAUUUGGGAGUCGGCAUAUCUGUGGUGAAGAGCUCCGGUCUUAUUGGAACAUGAAUGUAAACCAAGGUACCGUCGGCAGCGACCCGGUUAUCCUGGCCACAGCCGGCUACGACCACACGGUGCGGUUCUGGCAGGCCCACAGCGGCAUCUGUACACGAACCGUCCAGCACCAGGACUCGCAGGUGAAUGCCCUGGAGGUGACCCCUGAACGCAGCAUGAUUGCUGCAGCAGGCUACCAGCACAUUCGCAUGUACGACCUGAACUCCAAUAACCCAAACCCCGUGAUUAACUACGAUGGUGUCAGUAAGAACAUCACCUCGGUGGGCUUCCAUGAAGAUGGGCGCUGGAUGUACACAGGGGGGGAGGACUGCAUGGCACGCAUCUGGGACUUAAGGUCACGUAACCUGCAGUGCCAAAGAAUUUUCCAGGUCAAUGCUCCGAUUAACUGUGUCUGCCUGCACCCUAAUCAGGCAGAACUCAUAGUUGGAGACCAGAGCGGAGUGAUCCACAUCUGGGAUCUGAAAACGGACCAAAACGAGCAGCUUAUCCCGGAGCCCGAAGUGUCGGUCAACUCCGUCCACAUCGAUCCCGAUGCCAGCUACAUGGCAGCAGUCAACAGCUCGGGAAACUGCUACGUGUGGAACCUGACGGGGGGCAUCGGAGAGGAGGCUACGCAGCUCAUUCCCAAGACCAAGAUCCCGGCCCACAAGCGCUACUCCCUGCGGUGCAAGUUCAGCCCUGACUCCACGCUGCUAGCCACCUGCUCUGCAGACCAGACCUGUAAGAUCUGGAGGACCUCCAACUUCUCUCUGAUGACAGAGCUCAGCAUCAAGAGCAACAACCCUGGAGAGACAUCCCGGGGCUGGAUGUGGGACUGCGCCUUCUCUGGAGACUCCCAGUACAUUGUCACAGCCUCCUCGGAUAACCUGGCACGGCUGUGGUGUGUGGAGACUGGGGAGAUCAAGCGGGAGUAUAGCGGGCACCAGAAAGCAGUGGUGUGCCUGGCAUUCAAUGACAGUGUGCUGGGCUGAAGAUAGACGCAUCCAUUCAGACCAGUCUUGGCAGAGAGGGUUGGCCCAAGCAUAUAUAUGAGCAUGUGCAGUGCAGAACCAGGUCUUCAGAACAUAAGAUCUUAUUCAAAAUUGUUGUGGUAAGAGGGUGACUCCUCUUGUAAAAUAGACCUGGGUACCUGGUUCUCUCUUCAUUCCAACGGAGGUUGAUACAGAAUUGCACCCCCACCUCUGAACCAGUGACCCUCCAUUGCGGCCCGUACUCUUAACCAAUGAGCCUGAGUUACUCCCCCAACUUUUAGCCAGUUAGCCUGAUUUGCGCCCCCAACUCUUAACCAGUGAGCCCAAAUUGCACCUCCCAACUCUGGACCAGUGAGACUGCAUUGCACCCCAACUCUGAACCAGUGAGCCUGCAUUGCACCUCCCAACUCUGGACCAGUGAGACUGCAUUGCGCCCCAACUGUGAACCAGUAAGCCUGCAGUGCACCUCCCAACUCUGGACCAGUGAGACUGCAUUGCGCCCCAACUCUGAACCAGUGAGCCCGAAUUGCACCUCCCAACUCUGGACCAGUGAGACUGCAUUGCGCCCCAACUCUGGCCCAGUGAGACUGCAUUGCGCCUCCCAACUCUGAACCAGUGAGCCUGCACUUGUGAUCAGCAGCUGUUUGCAGGAAGAACAGAAGAGUAACAUUAGAAACUAUAAUUUGUUUAGCCUUAAUUGAAAGGUAAUUGUCAUUUUACUGUAACAUUUUACUGGACUGUCCAAUACAAUGCCAUACAUCUCUGAUAAUAGCUCUAUAUCAGUGUUUCACAUUAGAGAUAUGUCAGUUUAUAGUCAGCUAGUGUGCAUUGGUUGCUGUGGAAUGGAAUUGGUGAAUCCUUUAAUGAUGAUCUUUCAAAAUGUAUUUAUUCCACAUAUUUGUGACAAAGAUGGCAUUUUAAACUGAGAGUUACUACAGGGUUACUUUACUUCCUUAAAAAUACAAAAAUGUAUUACCUUUACAUCCGUUUCUUUAAAUGAAUGUUGUUUUCACCAAACUAUUGAAACAUGUUGACCUGUAAUAAUUCAAUUAAUGAAAUUUAGAACAAGUGUCUUUGAA